AUGGAGCCCCACCAUGGUGCCCCUGGUCAGACCACUGCCAGCCCUUACCACCUAGCAACCAACACAACCACGUUCAACCCUGGAGAUCACAUCAAAGUUGUUCUGUCUGGAACAUCAUACUUCGAGGGCUUCCUGCUUGAGGCCAGAGAUGCAGCCAAUCAGAGCUCUGUAUCCACCAUUGGCACCUUCACCCUGACCAAUCCCAACAGGACACAGCUGCUCACAUGUAAUAAGCAACAGGGAUCAGCAGUGAGCCAAACGAGUGAUGCCAGGCAGACAGAGGUGACUGUCAUCUGGAAAGCUCCUCCCGAUGCUCCCAGUGAGGUUCAUUUCUUCGUGACUGUAGUCGCCCACUACAGUGUAUUUUGGGUGAAGCUGCCUGGACCAAUCAUUUAUCGCCACGGUGUUACACCUCACCCAACUCCGCCCACCACUACACCUCCUCCGAUACAGACGACCACACCCUCUAUCCUGCCGGGACCUUUCAAUUCUGAUGGCUGUGGCGAAUCAAAAUCCUGCCUAUUAGACCCUCCAGGAUGUGAUCCACAAGAUUCUCACUGCUUCUUUUUGUCCAUGACCACAGACAGACCAGACAAAAUGUCUGUGACAUUCGAGCUGAGUGGCCCAGCGGAGGGAUAUGUUGCAUUUGCUUUGUCCUGGGACACAUGGAUGGGCAACGAUGAUGUGUAUAUGUGUGUAAAAGAUGGGGACAGAGUAUCAGUGAGUGCUGCCUUCGUUAGUGGACGAACACACCCUGACGACCAGACACAGUCUGGGAUCUCCUCAGUAUUAUGGCGGCUGGCAGAUGGAGUGAUCCAAUGCAGGUUCAGCAGACCAGUCAAACUGGCCGAUCAGGAACCAGGCCGCUAUGAUCUGGACCAAGAGUACUUCCUGUUUCUAGCCAGUGGACAUGCUCAGUAUGGUAAAGUAAGGAAACAUAGUCAACAACCAUUAGUCUCCAGCCACAGAAAAUGUGUCACUGGCCCCCCUCAGGUCCUCACAGGUUCCCGAGGACCCACCAUUAUGAAAAUGCAUGGUGCACUAAUGCUGAUAGCCUGGAUGCUAACCGGGAGUGUUGGCACCUUCAUCGCCAGCUUCUACAAGUGUGACUGGCCGAAUCAAACUCUGCUUGGGCAGAAAGUCUGGUUCCAGGUUCAUCGAGGCCUGAUGAUGCUAACUGUGACUCUGACCGUUGUAGCCUUUUGCCUCCCAUUUCUCUACAGGAAAGGUUGGAGCAAGCAUGCAGGUGUCCAUCCCUAUCUUGGCUGUUGUGUUGUGGCGUUAUCUCUACUCCAGCCAGUACUGGCUGUGUUCAGACCACAUCCUGACUCUCACAGGAGGUUCAUCUUUAAUUGGGCCCACUGGGGACUUGGAUCUGUGACUGAGACUGUGGCAGUGGCGGCCAUGUUCCUGGGUACACGUCAGUCAUCACUGCUCCUCCCCCAGCCAUGGGCAACACAUAUUUUAAUUGCCUAUGUCACAUGGCUGGCCUCGUUCAGGCUCCUCCUCCUGAUCCACGAACGCUUUUACCUGAAGAAAUCUCUAGGGUCAGAUGACCAACAGGCCAUUCUUCCUGACCAAUCAGAGCCCAGUCGCAGGUCCUGCUACAUCCAGAAAUACUCAGAUGACACAGCUAUUGUGGCGAGUAUCAGGAACAAGCAGGAAGAGGAGUAUCUGACUCUACCAACUGCUGCCUCAGCACCAAUCCAGAUCCAUCAGACCAGGCAAUUGCAGAGGGCAUCUCCAAAGUAUCAAGCAUGUCCUCAGCCAGAGGAACAUCCCCUUUAUCAGGGCUGGGAAGCAUCUACAGCUAAAGCCCAGAUCAGCAGCUGGUCUGCUCAGCUCUCUGUCAGACUGGGAGCUGCGAGUCGGCAGCUCAAGUUUCUGGACCAUGUUAUGAGAACUUUGUUGAGGCCAGAUGUGGUGCCAUCAUCAGCUUCUUCAGAGCACCCUGCAAAGGACCACACGGAAGAGGCAAAUGAAACAGAGGCAGUCCAAGUACUAGGAGCUGGUGGAGCAGUGCUGGAGAAGUGGCUGGAAAGUGCACUGGGGACCCGUUGA
Molecule: messenger RNA, 2061 nt
Organism: Seriola aureovittata
Lineage: Eukaryota; Metazoa; Chordata; Actinopteri; Carangiformes; Carangidae
Gene: frrs1a
Product: ferric-chelate reductase 1a
Exons: 17
Coding region: 1-2061 (686 amino acids)
Molecular function (GO): oxidoreductase activity, acting on metal ions
Source: RefSeq, a predicted model, not a curated record